Acanthisitta chloris (rifleman) is the source of this 2588-nucleotide messenger RNA. RefSeq names its product Ewing tumor-associated antigen 1 (gene ETAA1). NCBI's taxonomy places the organism in Eukaryota, Metazoa, Chordata, Aves, Passeriformes, Acanthisittidae. The annotation marks the transcript as partial. The transcript is spliced from 5 exons. The record is from RefSeq and is a predicted model, not a curated record.
AGUCAUAUUUACAUAAAACACCAAAGAGGUCGUUGAGCAGGAAAUCCCGAAUCCCUACUUUCAGCUCUCCUAUCAAUGACACCGAUGUACAGCAAGAAAUCUUUUGGGAUCCUUAUUCACCAAUUGCUCACAAACUAGGCAAUGAGAAAACCAAACAGUCUUCCAGGAGAUGUACAGUAGAAAUUUCAGACAUUGUUAAUCGUAUUGCUCCGCAGGAUGAAAAAGCAACCUGUAAUGAAGGCUCCCUUUUAGGAACAUGGAUUGGUGAGGAUGCUAUUCCCUGUACACCGGGAGUGGUAAAAGUACGAGCUAGGACAAAGUUAAGUUGUAUAAGAGAUCUUAAAAUAAAAAAUCCUGAAGAAGAACUCAUGAAAUUGGCCAAGGAAUUUGAUAAAAAUCUAGUAGAGCUCGAUGCUGUUCAGGAACAGGAGAAGAAGCUUGGUUGUGACUUCAUCCAGACCUCCUCAGAGCCUUUAAAUAAUUCUAAAGAUGCAGUAAAUACGAAGAACCUGAAAUCACUCUUUGGUGAAGGUUCUGAAAUGGAUAACACUCUGUCCCUGAAACCAGUUGGACAGAGCACUGGCAUCCCAGCUGCAGAGCCCUGUCAGUCCAGCGGUGAAAACUCUGUAGACCUUGAGGCUGAAACAGAUCUUCAUGCUCUUUUUGACUGCUCUACCCAGAAGUGUAGUGGACGGUUGAGCCAAGGACUGUCAGAUAUUUCUUUAAAUAAAAGUUUUAUUGAAAAUAAAAGCGCCUUGGAGGAGCACCUUUCUGACAAAAUUGAAAAUAUGCAGCAUACCAAUUCAGAGUCACAUCAUAAAGAUACUCUGCAUGCCGUAGGAGGCAUGAACCAGACUGUACCAAAACCUGAUAGCCACACAUUGACAAGAAAAAAUCCUCCUCUGAAGGCACAAUUGGUGGCUUCCACUAAGCUUGCAGGAGUAGUUCAUGAUGACUUUGAUGACUGGGAUGCAGAUUUAUUGGCUGAUGACUCUUUUGUGAUGCAAAUAACUCAAAAUCCUGAAUUGAUACAUACUGAAGAAUCACCACCAAUUCCUGCAAAUCCAUCUGUGUGUGAUUUGCGUGAUAACAGCAGAACAAAGGCAAGAAUUGGUGGCAGUUCAGUAACUUGCCUGGGGAGUGUACACAAAUCGAACAGUUUGCAGUUUUCACCCUUGGAACAUUCUAGUAAAACCACACAAAAUGUUGUAAAAUCUCUGUCUUUACAGAAGUCAUCUAAGAAGGAAAACUCAAAGGCAGAGACCAGAGCCUUGCAUGGCAAAUGUGAUGUUAAUGCAGAUAAAAUAAAUUCUCUUUGGAAAAGUGCACAAAACAGUGAUAGAAAUUAUAUUCCUGUUUCAACGGAAUCUGAAGUGAAGAAUGGAAAUGAAACUAUUCAGCCUAAAAGUGACUCUCUUCCUCUUUGUCUUCCAAGAUCUAAUCCUCAUAGACAAUGGACAGAAAAACCUGGGAAUAGCACUCAUACUAUUUCCUGUCAAUCAUCCAGUAUUUCUACCAAUAUGAAACCUAGUAAUCUAACUAAAGUGGUUAACCAAGCUAAUGCAGGUCACUUAAAUCAAGUUGAAACACCAAAGAAAUGUCCUCUGUCAUUUGAUGACUGGAAUGAACCAAAAUUCUCAGAUGAGAUACUGGAUAUGUUUUGUGGAUCCGAUAAUCUUUGGGAUGCAAACUGUGAGGAUGAUGAAUUGUUGUAUCAGGUCUGUGAUGAUAUAGAAAAGCAGACUCAGAUCCAGGACGUUAAACAAGGAAAUGAAAGAACGAAAACUAUACAAGGAGGCAGUAUUAAUUCCAGGUCAAAUGCUGAUAACAGCUUUCCAGCAGCUAAACAAGGACUACCUGAUCUCUUGACACACAAAACAAGUGCAAAACAGGAGGCUUUCUCACUAAAUGAUUCCUGUAGGAAUUCGUCAAAGGUCACACAUGGGCUGGCCACAACAGGCCAUGUAAUGAACUGUAAGAACAUCUCAAGUCCUCAAACUGUGAUCUCAGGUCCUUCCACAGCAUAUAAGUACACACUGAUUAAAAGCUGUCAUCAAGCUGCUUCUGAAGGUACCACAAAGACUGUUUUGGGAAAAUGGUGCCGGUCAGAUUCUGUGCCAGCAGGAGAGACUGGUUCUGAAGUAAGUCCUGUUAAUGAAGUAAACAUUUUUAGUAGCAAAACAUUAGACAGCCCAGAUCCCUUGUACAAUAGGGGAAAAAUGCCAAGUAGCAGUUCUGGUAACAAAACAUCAUUUGUGCCUUCAAAGUUUAAGUUCCGGAAGGUGAACAAUUCUCAGGGUGGUCUUCAUGUAGGGUCUGAAAAUCCAGGGAAUCAUUCUGGCAUUGGAAUUACUCUGCGGGAUUUGGAAGGAAGCAAGAAUCGGGUGAAUGUGACUUUGCACAGCAAGCUUGACAAUAAGAAGCCACCUUUCAAGAGGCACCUUUCAGAGUCUUUUGCACAGACUACAUCAGUGUCUGUGGUGGAACAAAAAAAUAGAAAAUGUUCUCAAGAAGAGAUUGAAAGAAAGAAACAAGAAGCUCUUGCACGAAGAAAAUCCAGAAUGCUGGCAUGUUUUAAAGAUGCUUGA